AUGGAGGAAGAUCGAGGGCCAAUUUAUCAGUGGCUUUCUACAGUGCAAGAACAGGAUCGACGUGGCCAUCGGAAUACAGCUGAGAAGAAACAGCAGGGGGCAGGCGCGGCAGUAAUGACUGGCAUUCCUCUAAUACCACUGGAAUCACCCGGAGCCUUGCGUGGGAUUCGUCGUUCGACAGGCAAAAAACGGAGUGUUGGUCAUCUUGAUCAAUCCAGAACAUCCCCUACCCCACAAAGUCCCACACGAGACGAAGGUCGCAGCAAGAGAGCACGGCAUAACUAUGAGCGACAGCCCAGACACAAGACCCGCGAUGACCAUUACGAGUACAAAGCGCCAUCAGCUGCAGGGUCUCGACCACACGCUUGCAAAGGCAGGGCCAAGAAUGGACGUGGCAGAAAGCAUACGUUGAACGAUUUCCAGGCUGUCAAUGUCACUGGAAAUAGAUUGACGAUUCCCAAUCAAGCCAAUUUGGGCAUCUUCAACAAGGGAAAGACGUCUUCAGCGGCUGAACACCCCACAAACCGACCUUCGAUUGAUAUCUCGAGAGAUGUUCACAGGAAGAGCCCUAAGAGGAACGCAGCAGAGUCUGACUUGGCUUUUUCCGAAAUGAACUUUUUAUCACGGAGAAAAAACAUCAGCCCGGAGCCAACGCUAGAGGCCCCUGAACAUACUCCGUGUGUGCAACAUGCGAAACGGAGUCAAUUGAAUACGUUGUUAUAUUCACAUUCAAAGGAUGUAUCGAAGAAUGCUUUGGUACAGGCCAGCAAAUCAUUUCUCGGCUUAAGGGAACAAGUCGACGUCUCUCCCACCUCACUGUCCUCGUUUGCCGUUGCAUCCCCAAACAAGAUCCCACUGGGCUCCAAGCACUCUUUAUGCGCCUCUCCAAGCAUUCGACUCGGAAAAGGUGAGGUGUCCGAGAACUCGUCCUCUCCUCCGUAUCCCUGGCCCGAAAGCAAAGCCCACGAUACCCUCAAUGACCUUCCUCUGCAACAAUACCUGCUCAAACUUCUGCAUACUGACUUGGACCCAAAAACUAUCUCUGGUGUUGCCUCUGAUAAACUCGCAACGUUCAGACAUUGGAGCCUCUCUGAGCUUUGGGUGCUUUUGGAAGAGCGAAAAGCAUCUUGGUCGACAGAGACUGACAACAAGCAACAAUCGUCGCCCAGACCCAAAUCAAGGGACGAAGGCUCUGUGGAACAAGCAUUACAUUCAUUUCCUAAAAUUAUUACACCACCCCAACUGGGGUUUGUUUGUGCUGAUACCAACGAGAGGCUUCAGGCGUAUCCAAAUCCAAGAGACGCACCUGAACCUUCCUGUGGAGUGCAUAGUGAUUCAUUUGAACUGCGACACUCAGUUCUCGAAGAGAAGAAGACUGACCAACAUCAAACACAAGAGCAAUAUGCCCUUGACUUUUCGUUGCAGGCUAUCGACGACCGCAAAACCUCGGAUGUCUUGAUGGAAAACCGCCUAAGCCUGCCUCUGGCUCUUGAGUUAACAAAUGAGCAUCUCUGUACGUUUUCACAGGAUGGCUUGUCAACGAAUGCGCCUGUUUUUGAUCUGGAUAAAUUGUACUGCGUCACAGAUGACGACUUGUUCUAUGAAACACUGGACGCCGCUUACUACUCCAUCCUCCACCCUGAAGCUGCAGGACAAGAAUUUGUCCCGGAUGAACUCGAGCUGCCCAUCCUCUUCGGCUCAUCAAGAUUCAAUGAACCUGUUGAUUUACUUGGUUCUCCCAAAUCAGCGCAACGUAGGAGCAGUGCGAUCCCUGUUCAAGUUGUGAAGACAGAUCAAAUACCUCAUCCACCCCUCGCUCAAAACAUCAAGCAGGACAGGGUUGGCACAGGACUCUUAGGAGUCAACCAUCGAGAUGAGCUGCCUCAAAAUGAUAGAGAUUUUGAUCAAAACCGAUUUUUGCCCUGGUUGACUGGGUACAACAUUCCACAAUCGCACGUCCCGACUUCGCGCACAUUGGACCGAGAUCAAGGCCCGGCUUUAUUUGGCUUUUGGCGGCAGAACAAAUUGUAUUAA
Messenger RNA from Penicillium canescens, 2034 nucleotides. RefSeq lists its product as uncharacterized. The transcript has 3 exons. Bases 1 to 2034 code for a protein of 677 amino acids. The record is from RefSeq and is a predicted model, not a curated record. Lineage: Eukaryota; Fungi; Ascomycota; Eurotiomycetes; Eurotiales; Aspergillaceae.